UAAUGAGCUAAUAAGGUUCAAAGAAUAUGAUAAAGAAGUAGCCAUAAUAUAUAUAUUCUUGCUGUCCUAAUACAAAACACCCACCACUUUCUAUGCAUUUUCUUUCUUCAUUUAUUUUCCGAGAAAGUUCAAGAAAACGAGUUCAUUAAUUCAUUCUCAAGAAACGUUAAAUUCAGCAAAGAUUCAACAAUUUGUGAAGAAAUACAAGAGUUUUGAAGAUUAGUAUUAUUCAAAGAAAAAAAUGGCACAUAUGAUCCAGAGAUCUGGUAAAUCAUCAGAGAAAUCAAAUUUUGCUCAAACUUGUAAUCUUUUGAGCCAGUAUUUGAAAGAAAAUGGCAGCUUGGGAAAUAUUAUAACUCAUGGAAUAUCUUCAAAUCUUGAAGCUAAUAAAGAUUCUGAAGCAUCAAGAACACCUGUAAAAACAUUAAAUUUACUGUCAAGCAUGACAAAUAAAGCUGAAAGUGCAUCAGGGCACAAUUCUGUGCUAUCGGAAAAUAUGAAAUCCAUGGAAUUUUUACCACAAUUUGUCGGUAAUUUUAGAAAAUCUUCAAAAGCAGAUAAUCCUGGAACUGCUCAAUUGACCAUAUUUUACAGAGGACAAGUUAUAACAUUUGAUGAUUUGACUGCUGAAAAAGCUAAUGAGAUCAUUUCUUUAGCCUGCAAAUCUAACAAUUCAGCCCUUCCUUCUUCUUCAAGUAAAGUUCGAGAAGAAUUUCAAUUACGCCCUCAAGUUUAUGGACCAGAUUUGCCAAUUGCUAGAAGAGCAUCAUUACAUCGGUUUUUAGAGAAGAGAAAAGAAAGAGUGGCAUCAAACGCGCCGUAUCAAAUAAAUCACUCAUCGGCAUCUUCUCGUCCAGGAUCCGAACAACGAAGUGAUAUGUUUAACGACUUAGAACAUCAAUCGUCAAAGCAACUCGAGCUUAAGUUAUAAUUUUGAGAGUUACAUUGCACCACUGUUGAUUAAUUAUUAAUUAGGAUAUCAUAGCGGAAUUAAUUUUAAAAUCCCAACUAUUCUUGUUAGAUUGUUUUUGUAUUUAGUAUAUCAUUCAUGAUCACAUUUGGUAAUAAAAUUUGUCUUCUACUUUUUUUCUACUAA
Messenger RNA from Mercurialis annua (annual mercury), 1096 nucleotides. Its product is annotated as protein TIFY 10A-like. Gene Ontology annotation, cellular component: nucleus. The transcript is spliced from 4 exons. Gene Ontology annotation, biological process: response to wounding; regulation of jasmonic acid mediated signaling pathway; regulation of defense response. The record is from RefSeq and is a predicted model, not a curated record. The coding region runs from base 242 to 931 and encodes 229 amino acids. Lineage: Eukaryota; Viridiplantae; Streptophyta; Magnoliopsida; Malpighiales; Euphorbiaceae.